AUGGAGGACUUACGUUGGAAUGAUUCAAGUGACAUCCUUCAAGACAUCAUGGUCGGCUCUAUGGGUUCUCAUCAAGAUCUAUCCGAGUUUCGACCAAAUCUAAGCCUUGGAGACUCAGCCUCAAAUCCACUCGACUUACACUUGAGUCCUGAUCUGGAUUCUUCUCAAAAUCCUCCUUUUCUCAAUCACUGGCCCUCUGCUCCUCAGGAUUUUUACUACCCAAGUUACCCCGCCUCCAGACUCACCGCAAAUCAAGAUGCCUGGAAUCCUUUACUAGCUGCUGGUGUCCCACAGUCUACUUCUGUACCCCCGAUUCAUAUGGUUGAUGAUGGUGUAUUUACUAAACCCCACUAUCGGACUCCAUCUGAUGCGGGGAGUCAAUAUAUGGGGAGUUUACACUCCGCUGACUCCGGGUAUGGGAGUAUAAGUGGGGCGCCUCAUACUGUUCCGUCCUAUGUGGAUUCCUUGUCGAGUCCGCAACUGGGGAAUGAACAUUUGUUCGUGGAGUCCAUGCCACUGUUUGAUCCUGCCCGUAUGAGUACGGGAUCAAUCUUUCAGGAUUAUGGGGAUGCUCCGUUUGAAGCGUCGGUCAAAUGUGAUCAUCCCAGUUGUUCUUGGAUUGGGAAGUGUCCUUCUGAUAAGAGGAAGCACGAGGCCCGCCAUCGAAAGUUGUUCAAGUGUGAUGAACCUAACUGCCCACGGAAAGAGGGAUUCGGGACUAUCAAUGAUCUCGCCAGACAUAAGAAGUGUGUUCAUAAUAAGGAACCUGAACGUGGACCCAAGAUGAUGUAUCUUUGUUUCGGGAAGGAUUGUCCUCGACCGAAUAAGAAGUGGCCUCGCUUGGAUAACUUUAAACAACACCUGAGUCGCAUGCAUGCUGAAGAAGAUGCUGAUAUUCUGUUGAAAAGAUCAAUGGACUGGUAUGAGAGUGUCACUGGUCGUCGACCAAAUCACAAAAUGGAGGAUACCUCCCUCGAAGACUCAUUCAUGGAUGCCCCAGAUCAUAUGUCGACCCACUCUGGAGACAUGGAGGAUCCAUGCGACUUGCUCCAUGUUUCAGACAAUGUCGAAUUUUCCUCCUGCUCAGCAUCGCCCCGACCAGUUUCCAGCAGUGCAGCUUCUGAAGUUCUGUCAGAACUCCAGCCCCAAUUCCCAUUGGGUUGCAUCGGCCUCCCACAAGCCCUAUCUCAGGAUGCACGCGACGCAGCUGCCGACCGGAAUAGCAAGUCGGAGACCUUCCUCACUGACGCAGCUAAUAACCUCAUCACCGCUAUGACAAAGAUGGUGAAUAACCGUAUCCGACGAUCGAGUCAACACACCGAUGAAGGUAUCGAUAUCGAGUCUGAAAAUGCACAACUAUCCCAGCCACAACGCCAGAUGCUACAGAAGGUGCUCUCCGUCGCCUUAGAGCGUCUUUCCGAUGAAACCCCUGCGGUUCAAGAGCCUGCGGAUGAGAAGCAGGAUUGGUUCCAAUGCGAUAUCUGUUCCAAGCGUACCCGGCUCCGCUGUGAAAUGAAAAAACACCAAAAACGUCACGACCGACCAUACGGUUGUACAUUCCCCCACUGCGCCAAGUCCUUCGGAAGCAAGGCAGAUUGGAAACGCCACGAGACCUCUCAACACCUGCACCUCUCCAGCUGGCUUUGUGCAUUUCACGACUCCGCCAAGAACGUCUCCUGCGGUCGCAUCUUCUACCGCGAGGAAACAUAUUCCCAACACUUAACACAACACCAUCACAUCCACAAGACCCGCUUAAAGCCCGCCCUUGCGUCGACGCGUCUCGAUCUGGCUGAUCAAUCCCAGUUCUGGUGUGGAUUAUGCAAUCGAUCGAUCCCACUCCAAGCGAAUGGUCCCUCGGCUCUGGAUGAACGAUUUAAUCAUAUUGAUACGGAGCACUUUAAGAAAGGGGAACGUGGGUCUGAUUGGACUUUUCCUGAAUUGCGAGACUCGGUCUCCAUGCCUCAGGCUGAUGUUAAGCAUGAAGCUGGGUUAUCGCAGUCCUUGUCGGAUGUGGGGAUGAAUCAUCGCAAGCGUAAAUACACAGGUGUCCAUUCGCUUUCGGAUCGUCAAUAA
This is a messenger RNA of Penicillium malachiteum, 2073 nucleotides long. RefSeq names its product putative C2H2 finger domain protein. Bases 1 to 2073 code for a protein of 690 amino acids. Gene Ontology annotation, cellular component: nucleus. The transcript is spliced from 5 exons. The record is from RefSeq and is a predicted model, not a curated record. Gene Ontology annotation, biological process: regulation of transcription by RNA polymerase II. Lineage: Eukaryota; Fungi; Ascomycota; Eurotiomycetes; Eurotiales; Aspergillaceae.